This is a messenger RNA of Anisakis simplex (herring worm), 855 nucleotides long. The record is from the annotation of a GenBank genome assembly. Lineage: Eukaryota; Metazoa; Nematoda; Chromadorea; Rhabditida; Anisakidae.
AUGGUCGAAUUUGGUGAUCAUCACCCGUUUGCAAAGGUCAAUUUUGGUAGUAGACGUCGUCCGGCUUGGCAACGUUGGGAAGCUGUCGAUGAAAACGAUACGGAUAAGUGCGGCAAUGAUUUCGGAAAUCAGUCGGACGGGUCAAUCGCCUGCGAGAGCAACGCAUCAACUGUGUACGGUGUAUCGCUAGAAACUGAUGCGGUAACGUUAAGCCCACAACAACGUUACAGUUCCAAUGACACAGCAAGUGAAUCAUGCACAAUAACAAGCGACGAUGAUGCUGAAAAUGAGACGGAAUUGGAUUGGGAUGGUGAUUGGGGUGAAUGGUCGAAAAGCGAACAAGGCAGUAAACAGUGGGCACAACGUAACAACUCCUUAAAUUUGCUCAGAUUGAACAAGCAAAGGAGAAUGUUGUUCACGGCAUCGAAUAGCCUCUCGCCGAUACCCGAGUAUGAAGAAACGCAAUCGGAAAGAUGCAGUAGUGAUGACAGUUCAUUUGAAAACACAGAUGAAUCGAAUCUGAAUAAAACCUUCAUAAUCAACAAUGAAUGCGCACAUUCAUCAUCUUCAUCGGAUAGCUAUUACGAUGCUGAUCAAUCAACAUUAUCCAAACAAAUGCAAACAACACAAGACAACAGUGCUAUUAGUGACGAAGAAUCUGUGAAUGUUGAUAAUGAAACAUCAUUCGGCGAUAAGCAACGAAAACAAGCGUUGAUUGUCGGCAAAAACGAUGACGGCGAUCACCAGGAGAUUCUGUUUUGCAAUGGCCCUAUUGAGAACGUGAUUUUUGGUCCGUGUACGGUGACUGAAAAAGGAGAGCAAAAUGUGAGUUCAGUGCUUAUUCAGAAGGCUUAA